AGAAAUCUUAAAAAGAAAUGAAUUCAUUCACAUCCAGAAGUUUGGUCCUCGUUGCCCUCAUCUCCUUCGUUACAAUAACAACAACAAAAGGUUUGACACCUGAGGAGCGACUCAUCACCAAUCUGCUUGCAAAUUACACGAAGGAAGCAAGACCAGUAAAAGAUCCAAGACAAAAAGUUGUGGUCACAUUUGGUUUUGAGCUUGUCCAGUUGGUCAAUGUUGAUGUCAGAAAUCAAAUGAUCACAACAAACGUUUGGGUUCGACAAAUUUGGGACAACGAGCUUCUCACGUGGGACCCUAGGGAUUAUGAUCAAAUUCAGACGGUCAGGCUGGACGCAUCCUUAGUCUGGAUUCCAGAUAUUGUCUUGUACAACAGCGCAGAUAAUGAAUUCAGCGGUGGUACUGAUAAAUACAAGACUCCGGUGAUUUUGUCAAGUAAUGGGAGCUGCAGUUGGUUCUGUCCGGCUUCUUUCACCAGUACAUGCCCAAUAGACGUACAGUACUUUCCAUUUGAUCGUCAGAAGUGCGUAUUGAAAUUCGGCUCUUGGACUUACGAGGUAAUAGACCUCGACAUGAAGGAAGAAAAUGGAUCUUCACAAUCUCAGUACAUACAAAGUGCCGAGUGGAAUCUGUACGGAAUCAAAAAACAAAGAAACGCAAAGAAAUACACAUGCUGUAAGCACAAGUUAGCAGAUAUCAGUAUAACAAUUAUCAUGGAUCGGAAGCCUUUAUUUUAUCUUUUCAACCUUGUCAUACCAUGUUUGAUAAUCCUCUCCAUGAUUCUACUCGGCUUCUUCCUUCCUCCGGAGUCGGGUGAAAGGAUCACACUCAGCAUCACAGUGCUGCUGGCUAAUGCUGUCUUUCUUCAGCUGGUCGGAGAGAGCCUCCCAAGAAACUCUGAGACUGUCCCUCUUCUUGGGAAGUUCUACAUAACUAUCAUGGCGGAGAUCUCCAUUUCGCUGAUGCUGACGUGCUGGGUUCUAAACAUUCAUUAUCACGGAUCAGGGAAUUCAGUUAAGGCAGUACCCUUAUGGGCUCGUAUCAUUGUACUACAGUGGCUCGGGUACAUACUCUGUGUGGGUAAACCAGAUGGCAGUUCGCCUGAUAUACCAAACACAGACCUCAGAUACCAUCAAGACGACAGCAAGAGGAGGGGUGUGCCUUUUGCACUCGACUGGGAAACCACCUUUGCACCAGCUGCCAAUUGUCACUGCACAAGAUGUAUCAAUGCAAGGGGAACACAUUACAACGGCGAACGCAGUCCGGACGAGUCUAAACUAAUAGAGGUUCGGUACACCAGAGAUUCGUCUCCUGUGGACUUUCCAGAGACACGGCGAGAAAAACUGCCAAGGGAACCUAAACUCCCAGAGGAAAUUAGCGUACUUGCGAACAGCGUGAAGGAACGUGAAAAAGUUGAGAAAAACCAGCAGGACUGGAAGUACUUUGCCAUGGUAAUGGACAGGUUCUUUUUCUGGUUUUACUCCAUGACUAUUCUGGUCUCGACUUUAACCAUCUUCUUAAGCCGAAGUGACGAGGAAAUUGGAACAUAAACGUAACCAGUUUCGCUGAGGAUGAGAUAGGUUUCCUUCACAGGGACGCAAUAUCCAAAUCUCUGUUGAAAAUUUAGAUUGCAUUAUCUGUGGCAAGUAACUUCUUCAAAAUCAGUGCCACGUCUUCAGUCUAAAAACGUUUGACAAAAGGUGCGCGAUAUUGGUCGCUUAAGCAACAUGGUUAAAGGUAUGAGUUUAGUGGAAAAAUCCAAUGUUGAUAAAAAACUCAGAUGCAUUUGUAAAGUUAGCUAAUUCAAGACUUUAAAUAAAUUAUUUAACAACCAACAUAAAAAUAUAUCCACGCAUGAGCAAAGGCUCUAUUGCCCAGGUAAGUCGAAGCCUGUUUGUAAGGCAAAGUAUAUUGGUGCAAUAUGCCGCAAAAGAAAUCCAAAGUUUAAAGUAGAGCAGUGAUUUUCUUAUUUAUUUUCGAUUUCUAAUACCGGGAACCGACAUAGAUAAUCUUUUAAUACCUUAAUUCAAAAGAUCUGAUGGUCAAUUCUCUUUUUAAUGACUAUUCAUUUUCUUGAGAAUCAGUUGGGAGAUUUUGGUGUUAUCUCAAGGUAACCCCACAUAGAUGAUGGAUCUUUCUCUUCUCGUAAUUUAGGUGAAGUAGAGAUAUUUAGAGAUGUUGAUCGUUUCUCGCUUUUGAAAACUUGAGUGUUAAGGAUCUGAAAGUCGUCUUUUUGAUUCUUAAAUACAAAUAUUGGAGUCCCUGUCCGGGGCUGCAAAUCUUUCAAGGCAGCUGCAGUCAUUCUCGACGUAUGUUACUAAGAAAAGGUCACGAGUCAGUGGAAUGGGCAACCAAUAGUUGUCUCACAAGGAAUUGCCUCACCUUUCACUGGGCUAUUACACUCUUUCACUAUAACAAAAAUCGAUAGUUUUUUGAUGAUUUGGAAACUACACAAUCAAUUCAAUAAUAACAAUAAAUUUAAUUCGGUUACAAUUGAUGCAAGUAUUUGUUUUCCAUAAAUUCAAUAGCUUGCGGAGGAUAUUGGCUAGACUUUACUAUUCCAUAAGUUAGAUGCCUUGUUUUCUCGAAUAGUACCCUUCCCGAAUAGGCGCCUCACCCCUCCUCCCUCACUUUCUUAGAGAGUAGGAAUAAAGAGGAAAACCUGUUUCUUUAUCUCUCUUCUGUAGACUUUUAAGCUUCAGCUACAGUAGCCACCCUCGAAUAAGCAUCCUCCUUCCAACAAGUACCCCUUCUUUUAGCCACCGGGCGCUUAUUCGAGGAAGUACGGCAUUUCAUGCGUAUCUUCAAAUGUUUUAUUAUCUUAAAAUUGUCUCAAUUUUUUUUUUGACAUCAAAGAGCUCAUCAGAAGCGAUGAAAUAUGCUCCCACCGUCAAAAUAUCUUCUGGUUGUUUUUCUUCACAAACAAAAAAUGUUAUUGACAAUUUUAAGUAGCUACGGUUAAGAGCAAUU
Molecule: messenger RNA, 2970 nt
Organism: Pocillopora verrucosa
Lineage: Eukaryota; Metazoa; Cnidaria; Anthozoa; Scleractinia; Pocilloporidae
Product: neuronal acetylcholine receptor subunit alpha-10-like
Biological process (GO): regulation of membrane potential; nervous system process; chemical synaptic transmission
Cellular component (GO): synapse; plasma membrane; neuron projection
Molecular function (GO): transmembrane signaling receptor activity; acetylcholine-gated monoatomic cation-selective channel activity
Source: RefSeq, a predicted model, not a curated record